Molecule: messenger RNA, 6268 nt
Organism: Caenorhabditis angaria
Lineage: Eukaryota; Metazoa; Nematoda; Chromadorea; Rhabditida; Rhabditidae
Source: the annotation of a GenBank genome assembly
AUGUCGCUCGAAGCUCAAGUCGUCUCACCAAAAACGCUCAAAAUCGUAGUUCCCCCAACUCGCCACGAUAUUCUACACGCUUGCGAUUUUGCGGAAGAUGUUGGAGUGGCUUACGGUUAUAAUAAUCUAGUUUUGAGAUUACCUGAAAGUAAUACGGUGGCUGUCGCAUUUCCAAUCAAUAAAUUAUGCGAUAAUUUGAGAAUUGAAAUUGCGGCGGCUGGAUGGACUGAGGCUUUGAAUUUUGCACUUUGUAGUCGAGAUGAUAUUUCGGCGAAAUUGAGACAACCGAAAGCUUUGGAACACGCGGUUCAUAUUGGAAAUCCGAAGACUUUGGAAUUCCAGGUAACUAUUUUUGGGGGGAGUUAAAAAUUGUGAAAUUUUUUCCUAAAAAUUUCGAUUUUCUGUGCUUUUCCUAGCAUUAGAAAUUCGAAUUUUCUAAUAAAAUUCUUUGAAACAGUGAAAUUUUCCAAUAUCAAAAUUCCCAUUCAUACAUGUUUUACCCCUGGAUUUAUCCAGGGUUGCGGUCUUACUAACUCCGAAAAAAAUUUGAGGUCCUACUAACUUUUUUUUGAAAAUCGAUUUUUUUGAAAAUUUUUUUAAUUAGUUAUCAUCAUAAAGUUUUGAACAUGAAAUAAUUUUUCGAUUUCAAAAUUGCUCUAGAUUAUGUCACAAGGUACACUCUUACUCAUUAUCCAAAAUAAAUGCUUUUUCUGAAAGAUCUAGUGAGACCGCCGAACCAAAAACUCUCAAAAAUCUACUUUUUUCAUCAAUACACCACUUUUAUCAUCAUAAAGUGUUGAACGAAAUUUGGUUUUUGUAUCUGAAAAUCAUUCUAGGUUAUGUUACAAGGUCCCCUUUUAGGUAUUAUGCAAAAUAAAACCCCUUUCUAAGAAGUCUACUGAGACCGCCGGCCCAAAAACUAUCGAAAAUCUACUUUUUUCAUCAAUACACCACUUUUAUCAUCAUAAAGUGUUGAACCAAAAUUGAUUUUAGCAUCUGAAAAUCGUUCUAGGUUAUGCCACAAGGUCUAUUCUUAAUUAUUAUCCAGAAUAAAUGCCCUUUCUGAAAGGUCUACUGAGACCGCCGGCCCAAAAACUAUCAAAAAUCUACUUUUUUCAUCAAUACACCACUUCUAUCAUCAUAAAGUGUUAAACCAAAAUUGAUUUUAGCAUCUGAAAAUCGUUCUAGGUUAUGCCACAAGGUCUAUUCUUAAUUAUUAUCCAGAAUAAAUGCCCUUUCUGAAAGGUCUACUGAGACCGCCGGCCCAAAAACUAUCAAAAAUCUACUUUUUCAUCAAUACACCACUUCUAUCAUCAUAAAGUGUUAAACCAAAAUUGAUUUUAGCAUCUGAAAAUCGUUCUAGGUUAUGCCACAAGGUCUAUUCUUAAUUAUUAUCCAGAAUAAAUGCCCUUUCUGAAAGGUCUACUGAGACCGCCGGCCCAAAAACUAUCAAAAAUCUACUUUUUUCAUCAAUACACCACUUCUAUCAUCAUAAAGUGUUAAACCAAAAUUGAUUUUAGCAUCUGAAAAUCGUUCUAGGUUAUGCCACAAGGUCUAUUCUUAAUUAUUAUCCAGAAUAAAUGCCCUUUCUGAAAGGUCUACUGAGACCGCCGGGCACUUAUAUAAAAUUCUGGAUAAAAUCCAGGGUAACCCUGGAUAAAAUCCAGUGGUCUCAACUAUUUUCCCCAUGCAGCAUUAUUUAUCAAUUUCAUAGUUCAAUAUACCUCAAUAGGACCUUUAGACACACUUUGCAAAUUUUCAAGCGAAAAUAUUAAUUUUGACAUACUUUUCUAGGUUUUGAGUUUUCUGGUUAUAACCAAUUUUCAACAUUUUCGAAUGGAAAAAAGUAUUUUAUCGUAUUUAUUCAUUGAAGAUAAGCUUUUAUAUUGUUGUAUAAGGUCUAAAGAAUUCGUCAUUCAAUUUACAAUUCAAUCCAUGAUUUUCUUCUAUAUUUUUUUGAAUAAUUGAAUGUAAAAUACAAAAAUGUAAUUUACUGUUUGUGUUUUUUCUAUCUCUCAAACGCAUCCUAUUCAAAUGAGAAAAACAGCAUGCGGGUUAUGUGGGCACACAUAGCGCAGUGGUAGAGCGCUGAGUUAGGGACCCAAUGGUAGCUACGUAACCAUAGGGUUCGAGUUCACAUACUGGAAACGUGUUGCAAAAUUUUUCAAUUUUUUUCGAAAAAAAAAAUAAAAAAUUUUUUUAGUGUGGGAGGCUUUUGCCCCCACACUAACGGUCUUACUAACUUUGAAAAUUUUUAUUUGAGGUCUCGCUAACUGUAGGGAUCGAUCCAGGGAGAAAAACAUGUAUGUUCCCAUUUUAUUUUUUUUGACUACAGCUAUAUCAAGACUGAUAAUGGUAAUCUAACGUCUAUUUUUCAAGAUUAAAAUUAUUUGAAACAGUGAGAUUUUUUUUAGAAACAUAGGAAGUAUGAAAAAAAAUAAAAUUUUCUGAAAAUUUUGAAACAGUCAGAUUUUUUUUUAGAAUUAUAUUUCUAUUUAAAAUUAUUCCAAUAAAAAUGUUUGAAACAGUGAAAAAUUUUGUAGUAAUUUUUUUUUGAAUUUUUUUGUUUCAAUCGUAUUUUUAAAGUCUGUAUUGCACAAAGUAUGUUUCAAAAAAUGCAUAAAAAUUCCCAAUUUCCACAAAUUUUGAAACAGUGAGAUUUUCUAUAGUUUUUUUACAAUUGAAAAUCAAAGUUUUCUUUUUUUUUUUUUUUUUGAAAUGAAAAAAAAACAAUUCAAAAUUUCCACAAAUUUUGAAACAGUGAAUUUUUCUUUCAAUCAAAGUGUGGAUUAUUAUUGAAAUUUGUCGAAACAGUGAAAUUUUCUCCUACAAAAAAAUUAAUUAAAAAUUCCCGAAUUUUCCAGGUCGCCCGAACCUCACUUCUCCCAGGAUUAUUGAAAACGCUGGCUUCAAACCGAGAUAUGCCACUUCCAUUGAAACUUUUUGAAUUGCAAGAUGUUAUUGUCAAAGAUUCGACAACAGGUGAGGGAUUUUUGAGGAGGGAAUUUUGAGUUUUGAAAAUCGAAACCCGGAAAACGGAAAGUCGGAAAAUUUCCGGAUUUUUUGAGCCGGAAAUUUCGAUUUUCAGCCUUAAGUUGACACUAAAACUUAACUAUUUGAGACGUUUUACGAUCAAAAAAAUAGUAAAAUUUGAAAAAGUGAAAAAAAAUUCAAAAAUUUCCCUAAAUUUAGGCAAUAUUAAAAAUAUUACUACUAAAGAUCAUUUUCCGAGCACAUUUUUUUUAUUUUUGAGCUGAAUAUUCAUGAAAAUUCUUUUUUUUUUGCUCAUUCUUUUUUUCAAGAUCAAAAUUUUUUCCGAAAAUUCAAUUUAUUUAUGCUUUUUGAGUAAAUCGACCACGCUGAUCAUCAUCUGCAACUCAGUUUUUUCAUAAAAUGCCCAAGGUACGCAGUCAAAUUGAAUUUUUCUAGUGCUCAAAAAUCGUAUUUUUGAUACCAAAAUUUAUCUGCGUACCUAAAUUUCUAUUGGCCGAGUAUCAAAUGCCCAAGGUACGCAGUCAAAUUCAAUUUUUCUAGUUUGCUGUUCUGCUCAAAACAUACAUAAAAUGGGUCCCCUGAAUCGGGGUGAGGGGCUUAACUUUUUUUCAAAAAUUUGAAGAGAAGGGUGCCUAACUUGGCCAAUUUUCUGCUGAUAAUUUACCAAAAUUCGCUCAAAAAUGUGAGGCAGGUGUUUAACUUUGGAAAAUUUUCAAGAAGGGACCCUAACUUUAAAAACUGACUCGGGGGACCUAUUUUAUGUAUGGCUCAAAAAUCGUGAUUUUUGAUACCAAAAUUUGGCUGCGUACCUGACAUUCUAUUGGCUGAGUAUCUAAUGCCAAAGGUACGCAGCCAAAUUGAAUUUUUCUAGUUUGCUGUUAUGCUCAAAAAUCGUGUUUUUGAUACCAAAAUUUGGCUGCGUACCUGAAAUUUUAUUGGCUGAGUAUCAAAUGCCAAAGGUACGCAGCCAAAUUGAAUUUUUCUAGUUUGCUGUUAUGCUCAAAAAUCGUGUUUUUGAUACCAAAAUUUGGCUGCGUACCUGAAAUUCUAUUGGCUGAGUAUCAAAUGCUCAAGGUACGCAGCCAAAUUCAAUUUUUCUAGUUUGCUGUUCUGCUCCAAAAUCGUGAUUUUUGAUACCAAAAUUUGGCUGCGUACCUGAUAUUCUAUUAGUAACGCCUUUAGUCUAUCCUUCUGCGUUUUGCGUAACGCCUUUAGUCUAUCCUUCUGCGUUUUGCGUUACGCCUUUAGUCUAUCCUUCUGCGUUUUGCGUAACGCCUUUAGUCUAUCCUUCUGCGUUUUGCGUAACGCCUUUAGUCUAUCCUUCUGCGUUUUGCGUUACGCCUUUAGUCUAUCCUUCUGCGUUUUGCGUAACGCCUUUAGUCUAUCCUUCUGCGUUUUGCGUAACGCCUUUAGUCUAUCUUUCUGCGUUUUGCGUAACGCCUUUAGUCUAUUCUUCUGCGUUUUGCGUAACGCCUUUAGUCUAUCCUUCUGCGUUUUGCGUUACGCCUUUAGUCUAUCCUUCUGCGUUUUGCGUAACGCCUUUAGUCUAUCCUUCUGCGUUUUGCGUUACGCCUUUAGUCUAUCUUUCUGCGUUUUGCGUAACGCCUUUAGUCUAUCUUUCUGCGUUUUGCGUAACGCCUUUAGUCUAUCCUUCUGCGUUUUGCGUAACGCCUUUAGUCUAUCCUUCUGCGUUUUGCGUUACGCCUUUAGUCUAUCCUUCUGCGUUUUGCGUAACGCCUUUAGUCUAUCUUUCUGCGUUUUGCGUAACGCCUUUAGUCUAUCCUUCUGCGUUUUGCGUAACGCCUUUAGUCUAUCCUUCUGCGUUUUGCGUAACGCCUUUAGUCUAUCUUUCUGCGUUUUGCGUUACGCCUUUAGUCUAUCUUUCUGCGUUUUGCGUUACGCCUUUAGUCUAUCUUUCUGCGUUUUACCCUUGGAAAUGCGCGAUCAAAAAAUUAUUGAUGAUUAUUAUUUAACGUUUUUCUGAAACGUAAAAAAUCAGGGUUUUUUGUUGCGUGACCCAUAAAAAAUCCCGCUAUUUAAAGCCAAAAAUCAUCAAAUCUGGUCAUUUUAGAUUUCAUCUGAGCCACCUUCGGUUCCAGAAUCCAAAUCAAAAGAACAAGAAGAGCCGCACAAAGAGCACAGUGGAACAAAAAUCAAAGAGAAAAUAUCGGAUUUGAGUGUGAAGACACCAACAGCGGUGACUGCGAUCAAUUCGAAAACAUCGACAACGACUGAGAGUACGAUUACUCUGGAUGUUAAACAGGAUGCGUUUGGAACACUUGAUGUAAGAUUCGGUUGAAAAUUGAAGCUCAAAAAAGAAUAUAUAUAUGUGGCCGAGAAAUGUCGGGAAUUCGGCCACAUAUAUUUUUUGUUUGAAUUUUUUGAAAAGUUUCAAAAAAAUGCUCAUAAUCUCUGGGUGAAAACGAAUGAGUCAUAAUUUUACAGGAUGAAGAAUUUGAAAAAGCCGCCGCAAACAUUCCAAAUCAACUCAACGAUGAAGACGAAAAGGAUAUCCUCCGCCUUGCUCCAAAAAUCCUAAAAAUCGCCAAACGCCACAAGGCAAUGGAGAAAUGUCGAAGACAGCCGAAGAGAACGAAACGCUCGCCAAAUUCUUUUCGGGCAAAAAGUCGUUGACUCCCGAAGUUUUGGCGACACUCGAUGUUGGUCUCGAUAAAAUCAUUGAUCAUCUUCAUAAGAAUAAUUUGGCGAUUGAUGAGGAGACGAAACGAAUUAUUAAACAUCGCGAUAAAUUGAAGGCGGCGAUGAUGAAGGAGUUUUUGGUGUCUCCACAGUAUUUGCCGAAGAGUUGGACAGCUAAAUUUAAUCGUAAGUUUUGCAAACGUGCAAAAUUUCCUUGCUAGAAAGAUAAUUUUCAGAAUGGAAAAGUGAGGCUGAAAAUCAGAAAAAUGGUGUAAACUGGUUCCGAAUUCUAUUCGCCUAUCCAAAACAUAAAUCAUUUGAUGAUGGACCAGAAGACAUAUUUGGAAAUUUUAAUAAAAGAGAUCGAGGGCUUUUGAUUGGCCUUAUUCUUGGACCUGGAGAUGUCAAAUCAUUUGAGGAAACUAAACGGGAAGACGAUUGUCAGGGAAUGUUCCUUGAUACAAAAUUGAUUGAGCACGCUGGAAAUGAGCCGGAUUUGACGAGUGCAACGAAGACUUAUGUGAAUUUGGAGAAAAUGGAGAAGCAAGCGUCGGAGCCGAAAAUAUCGGCGAAUUUGAAUAAUAAUAAGGAGAAAGCGGAGAAUGAGAAGAAAAAAAGAGGAUAUGAAGGAUAA